AUGUCACCCGCGCUGCCAGAGCUGACGCCUUCCGCAGGUGUGAAGAAAACCCUGCGGGAUGAGAUCGAAGCCCUUCUGCGGGAGAGGAUUAUGGUGCUGGAUGGAGGGAUGGGCACCAUGAUCCAGCGGCAUAAGCUAAGUGAAGAAGACUUCCGAGGUCACGAAUUUAAAGAUCACGCCAGGCCACUGAAAGGCAACAAUGACAUUUUAAGUGUAACUCAACCCAAUGUCAUUUACCAAAUCCAUAAGGAUUACUUGCUGGCUGGAGCGGAUAUCAUUGAAACGAACACUUUCAGCAGCACUAAUGUCGCCCAAGCUGACUAUGGCCUCGAACAUUUGGCCUACCGGAUGAACAAGUGUUCUGCGGCAGUGGCCAGGAAAGCAGCCGAGGAGGUGUCUCUCCAGACAGGAAUCAAGAGGUUUGUGGCAGGAGCCCUGGGUCCAACUAACAAGACCCUCUCUGUGUCCCCAUCUGUGGAAAAACCAGAUUACAGGAACAUUACAUUUGACGAGCUUGUUGAAGCAUACAAAGAGCAGGCCCAGGGGCUCCUGGAUGGUGGGGUUGAUAUCUUACUCAUUGAAACUAUUUUUGACACUGCGAACGCCAAGGCAGCCUUGUUCGCACUCCAACAACUUUUUGAAGAGGAGUAUUCCCCCCGACCUAUCUUUAUUUCAGGGACAAUUAUCGAUAAAAGUGGGCGAACUCUUUCUGGGCAGACGGGAGAGGCAUUUGUCAUCAGUGUGUCUCAUGCAGACCCACUCUGCAUUGGAUUAAACUGUGCUCUGGGUGCAGCUGAAAUGAGACCUUUUAUUGAAACAAUUGGAAAAUGUACAACAGCCUAUGUCCUCUGUUACCCCAAUGCAGGUCUUCCCAACACUUUCGGUGACUACGAUGAAACUCCGCACAUGAUGGCCAUGCAACUAAAGGGCUUUGCUGUGGAUGGCUUGGUCAAUAUAGUUGGUGGGUGCUGUGGUACGACACCAGAUCAUAUCAGGGAAAUUGCUGAAGCUGUGAAAAACUGUAAGCCUAGAGUUCCACCUGCCACUGUUUUUGAACAGCAUAUGUUACUCUCUGGUCUAGAGCCCUUCAGGAUCGGACCGUACACCAACUUUGUUAACAUUGGAGAGCGCUGUAACGUGGCAGGAUCCAGGAGGUUUGCUAAACUCAUCAUGGCAGGAAACUAUGAAGAAGCUCUGAGCAUUGCCAAAGUGCAGGUGGAAAUGGGAGCCCAGGUGUUGGACAUCAACAUGGAUGAUGGGAUGCUGGAUGGUACAAGUGCAAUGACCAGAUUUUGCAACUUUAUUGCUUCUGAGCCUGACAUUGCCAAGGUGCCCUUGUGCAUCGACUCCUCCAAUUUUGCUGUGAUUGAAGCCGGGCUGAAAUGCUGCCAAGGGAAGUGCAUUGUCAAUAGCAUUAGUCUGAAGGAGGGCGAGGGUGACUUCCUGGAGAAGGCUAGAAAGAUUAAGAAGUUUGGAGCUGCUGUGGUGGUCAUGGCGUUUGAUGAAGAAGGGCAGGCGACAGAAACGGACGCCAAAAUCAGAGUGUGCAUCCGGGCCUACCAUCUACUUGUGAAAAAACUGGGCUUUAAUCCAAAUGACAUCAUCUUUGACCCUAAUAUCCUCACGAUUGGUACUGGGAUGGAAGAACAUAACCUGUAUGCUGUUAAUUUUAUCCAUGCCACAAAAAUCAUUAAAGAAACAUUACCUGGAGCCAGAGUAAGUGGAGGUCUCUCCAACUUGUCCUUCUCCUUCCGCGGAAUGGAAGCCAUUCGAGAAGCAAUGCAUGGGGUUUUCCUUUACCAUGCCAUCAAGUUUGGUAUGGACAUGGGGAUAGUGAAUGCCGGAAGCCUCCCUGUCUAUGAUGAUAUACAUAAGGAGCUCCUCCAGCUCUGUGAAGAUCUCAUCUGGAAUAAAGACCCCGAGGCCACUGAGAAGCUCUUACGCUAUGCGCAGACUCAUGGCAAAGGAGGGAAGAAAGUCGUCCAGACUGACGAGUGGAGGAAUGGCCCCAUUGAAGAACGCCUCGAGUAUGCCCUUGUGAAGGGUAUCGAAAAACAUAUUAUUGAGGAUACUGAAGAAGCCAGGUUAAACCAGGAAAAAUAUCCCCGGCCUCUGAAUAUAAUUGAAGGGCCUCUCAUGAACGGCAUGAAAGUUGUCGGUGACCUUUUUGGAGCUGGAAAAAUGUUUCUGCCUCAGGUUAUAAAGUCAGCUCGAGUCAUGAAGAAGGCCGUUGGCCACCUUAUUCCUUUCAUGGAAAAAGAAAGAGAAGAAAAUAAAACGCAUGCUGGCAUAGAAGAAGAGGAGGACCCCUACCAGGGCACCAUCGUGUUGGCCACCGUGAAAGGGGACGUGCACGACAUAGGCAAGAACAUAGUUGGCGUUGUCCUUGGCUGCAAUAAUUUCAGAGUUAUUGAUUUAGGGGUCAUGACCCCCUGCGACAAGAUACUGAAGGCUGCCGUUGAGCACAAAGCAGAUAUAAUAGGCCUGUCAGGACUCAUCACUCCUUCCCUGGAUGAAAUGAUUUUUGUUGCCAAGGAAAUGGAGAGGUUGGCUAUAAAGAUUCCGUUGUUGAUUGGAGGGGCGACCACAUCGAGAACCCACACGGCAGUUAAAAUAGCUCCGAGAUACAGUGCGCCUGUCAUCCAUGUCCUGGACGCGUCCAAGAGUGUGGUGGUGUGCUCUCAGCUAUUAGAUGAGAAUCUCAAGGAUGAAUAUUUUGAGGAGAUCUUAGAAGAAUAUGAAGAGAUCAGACAGGACCAUUACGAGUCUCUCAGGGAGAGAAGAUACUUAACGUUAAGUCAGGCUAGAAAAAACGGUUUCCAUAUGGACUGGCUGUCGGAGGCUCCCCCAGUGAAGCCCACGUUUCUUGGGACUCGGGUCUUUGAAGACUACGAUCUGUGGAAGCUGGUGGCCUACAUCGACUGGAAGCCUUUCUUUGAUGUCUGGCAGCUCCGUGGCAAGUACCCGAAUCGGAACUUUCCCAAGAUAUUUAAGGACAAAACUGUAGGUGAAGAGGCCAGAAAAGUCUAUGAUGAUGCCCAAACCAUGCUGAUGGCGCUGAUUGGCCAAAAGAAGCUCCGAGCCAGGGGCGUGGUUGGGUUCUGGCCAGCGCAGAGCGUGGGAGACGACAUCCACCUGUACGCGGAGGGUGCAGAGCCCCAGGCUUCAGAGCCCAUUGCCACCUUCCACGGGCUCAGGCAGCAGGCCGAGAAGGACGCCGCCAGCACAGACCCCUACUACUGCCUCUCGGACUUCAUCGCGCCGCUGCACUCGGGCGUCCGCGACUACCUGGGCCUGUUCGCUGUUGCCUGCUUCGGGGUGGAGGAGCUGAGCAGGGCCUAUGAGCGGGACUGUGAUGACUACAGCAGCAUCAUGGUCAAGGCCCUGGGAGACCGGCUGGCCGAGACCAUCAGGGAAGUGUUUCAGUUCAAGGGCCUGGAGUCCUUGGACCGCAUCAGGUUAACAGAAUCUUUAGCGAUGACACCUGCUUCAGCAGUAUCUGGCCUCUACUUCUCCAAUUUGAAGUCCAAAUACUUUGCAGUGGGGAAAAUUUCCAAGGACCAGAUUGAGGAUUAUGCUUUGAGGAAGAACAUGUCUGUGGCUGACGUUGAGAAAUGGCUGGGACCCAUCUUGGGAUACGAUACAGAGUAA
This is a messenger RNA of Puma concolor (puma), 3651 nucleotides long. The record is from RefSeq and is a predicted model, not a curated record. Lineage: Eukaryota; Metazoa; Chordata; Mammalia; Carnivora; Felidae.